GUGACUAGCUCAAUGUCACCCAGCAGGCUUCAUGGGGAGAGAUGGGGAAUCAAACCCAGUUCUCCAGGUUAGCGCCCACCGCUCUUAACUGCUACACCAUUCUGGAAUCCCCAGAACAUUAAUAUCCAGGUUUCCUUAGUGAUAUGCACAAGACAGUAAUAAGAACUGAAGAAAUUAUAAACUUGCAUGAACGCAUAAAACAGAUGGAACACAGCCAUAAAUUUUACUGGAACAAGUGUGCUCUGAAUGACCUUUCCAGAACAGAACACUAUUUUUUUCUAAAACAAGUCUUGGUUUGUUUUGUUUUAAAACAUGUUUGUGAUUUUUUUUUUUAAAAAAAGAUACUUAAUGAGAGCGGUAUGGAGAUUGGUUGCAAACAUGUCUUGUGUUACACGUAAGAAAACCAGAUAACAAGAAAUGCUGAGAACUUGAAUGGUGUAGUGAUUGGAAUGAGUGUCAGAUUUAGGACACAAGUGUCAAACUCGUGGUCCUCCAGAUGUUCAUGAACUACAAUUCCCAUCAGCCCUUGCCAAUGCUCAUGUUGGGAGGGACUGAUGGGAAUUGUAAUUCAUGAACAUCUGGAGGGCCGCGAGUUUGACACCCCUGAUUUAGGAGAUGCAGGUUCAGAUCCGCACUCUGCCAUGGAAGCUUGCUGGGUGACCUUGGACCAGUCACACCUACUCUCUGCUUCACUCGCCUCACAGGGUUAUCAUGAGGGUAAAAUGGAGAAGAGGUGAAUGAUGCAAGGUGGUUUUGGUCCCCCUUGGAGAGAAAGGCAGGAUACAAAUGAACUAAAUAAGUAAUGUACACUUUAGGAUGGCAUAAUGUAAUAACCAGGACUGCAGCCUUGUCCACCCUCACUGAGACAAAGGCCCAUUGAAAACAAUGGGACUUGCGUCCAACUGUAGGAGUGUAGGAUCAAGCUCGAAAUGGUGGAGUUUUCAACCAUGAAGUUGCAGGUUUCAGCCAUUGGCUUUGUAGGGUAGUCUUAUGCAGGGCUCUUGUAAGUAUUGAAGUAGUAAACAUUAAUUGCUGUGAAAUUCACUCUAUAAAUAGGACAAACAGGAUAGUUCUGUGUAAAUGCUGCAAAUUCUCGGGAGCACAAAGUACAGAAGAAAUAAAGCUAGCUGCGAAUUGCUAUCUGUUAUGACUGGGCAGAUAUGUCGGCAGUGCCUGUUGAACUAUCAAAAGUCAGUGGCCUGACAGCACUUUGGCUUCAUUCAUGACUAGGUAAACUGGUAUAAACUAUGAAAAGGACUGAAAGUUGCCAAACACAAAAAGAAGUAAAACAAGUUGUCCCAUUUACACAAGUGGUAGAAUUUUGUUUUCUUUGGGGCAGAAUUUGGAUUGCCUAGACACAGACGUUUUGGAAGGAGGGAAAGGGUGAUUAGUACUUAACACAACACAACACGUUCCUUCUUGUAUAACAGUGCUAAAUGUAAUUUAAUUCUUUUAUGACCCAAAUGCAAAAGCUCAUUCCCUCUUUUCCCAGGAUUUCUUUCCACGUUCUUUCUUUAGUACUGAAGUGCAAUGUUCUUGUGCAGCCAAAUCCUACGAGUGCUGACUUUGGGAACAGAAACUCUGCUUCCUUCUCCUGCCAUCCAGCCUGCCAAACAUAAGGACUGUGCCAGAGGAAAGCAGAAAGACCCCAGCACUUGAGAGUGUGGAGUGCACAUUCUUGGAGCCUAAUUAUCUCAUCAGAAGUAGUGCUUGACUCAGUCAGCAGAGACAAGCAUCUUUAAAGGAAGCUGGGCUAAGUUCCAAAAACCUGCAUGGGAUGAGAGGGGGAGGACUCAUCAGGAUGGGGGGGGGCUGGCAGUGGAGGUUGUGGGAGGGUUUAAAAAUCAUAAUAAUCAUAAAACUUCCUGCAGUUAUCAGGAGGACAUGAGCCAGAGAUGGGGAAAGCACUGGAAGGGGAUUUGGUGUGUGCAGAUACUGAAUUCCUGGAAGCCUGAAGUCCUAAUUCAAGAACCGUGUGAAACCAGACGUUGGCAAAGGGAGCUGCAGGUCAUUGUGUGGGACUGAAGUUCUGAAAUAGACUAGCAAGUGCUGAAAUAUGAGGUGUCGAGGAGAUUUGGCAUACUUCUUGCUGGCAGCCUGGGCAACAAUGGAUCCAGCAAUGCUAGGGCGAGCAUUCCACACGAAAGGGAAGGAUGCUGCAGAAAGGGUCCAGCACCAGGUGCAACAUGGCUCCUGCACUUACACAUUCCUGCUGCCUGAGGUUGGGAGCUGCCAUCCUCCUGCUGCCGAAUACAAGGUCUCAAACUCACUCCAAAGGGACACUCCGUCCCUAACUGAGACUAAGUGGACAGCAAAGAGGCUUCAACAGCUGGAAAGCAUUCUGGAGAACAACACCCAAUGGCUGCAGAAGCAGCUGGAGAGUUACCUGCAGGAAAGCGUGACAGCAGAGAUGUCCAAUGCCCACCUGAGUGCUGUGCAAAACCACACUGUCACGAUAUUGGAAAUUGGCACCAGUCUCCUGAACCAAACAGCUGAGCAGACCCGCAAGCUCACAGAUGUAGAGAUGCAGGUUCUCAACCAGACCUCACGGCUGGAAAUCCAAGUGUUGGAGAAUUCUCUGUCUACCAACAAGCUGGAAAAACAGAUACUGCUGCAAAUGCAAGCGAUAAGCAGACUCCAAGAAAGGAACAGCUUUCUAGAAAAGAGGAUCCGGGCCAUAGAGGGGAAACGUGAAGAAAAACUUCAGGGACUCCAGUCUGAGAAGCUGGAGAUGCAGCAGCUGCUGUCCAAACAAAUGGACUUCAUUGGGGAUCUGGAGCAGCGUCUGGGAAUGGCCUUGCUCAACAAUACAGCCCUGCAGAAGCAGCAGACUUCACUAGUAGAAACGGUGAAGUCCCUGACAGGCUUGGGGUCUCAGUGCAACCAGCUUUCCCAUGUGCCCCGAGAGGAGCAGAAGUUCUUCAAGGAUUGUGCGGCUGCCUACAAAUCAGGUUUCAUUUCCAGUGGAGUCUACACACUACAAAUUCCCAAUACCACAAUCACUGCUAAAGCUUUUUGUGACAUGGAGACCAGCGGAGGAGGCUGGAUGGUGAUCCAGCGCCGGAAGGAUGGCUCUGUGGAUUUCCAACGCAACUGGAAAGAAUAUAAAAUGGGAUUUGGGUCUCCACAUGGAGAAUAUUGGUUGGGCAACGAAUUUGUCCAUUUGCUCACAACUCAGGGCUCCUAUUCACUCCAUGUCAGACUCCAAGACUGGGAAAAUAACGAGGUCUAUUCCCUGUAUGACCACUUCUUUCUAGGCCCUGAGAAACAGAACUACCGGCUCUAUGUGCAGAGGUACAGCGGCACUGCUGGACGCACAAGCAGCCUUAGUCUCUCAGGAAUGGACUUCAGCACCAAGGAUGUCGACAAUGACAACUGUCUUUGCAAGUGUGCGCAGCUGCUGAGUGGAGGUUGGUGGUUUGAUGCCUGUGGGCCCUCUAACUUGAAUGGCCUUUAUCACCUGCCCAACCCGACUAGCAACCGGAUGAAUGGUAUCAAGUGGCAUUACUGGAAGGGCCCAAACUACAGCCUCAAGAUGUCAGCCAUGAUGAUCCGCCCUAUGGAUUUCAGAGAGGAAUAAGGGAUGUGCAGAUGGACUGUCAUAUGACUGGCAAACACCAGCAAAUACAGCACACACUUUUAUGCAGCUUUGCAGCUCUUCAAAUAUUUGUGAUUCAUUAGGGAUGCUGGGGUUAUGAAAGUCAUUGCAGUUCAUACUGGUGACGACAUAGGGCACUAGCACAGGGCAAGCAUCAGAUCCCCCACAUUGCACUGCGUAAACACAGGACACAGAUUUAAAGUGGCUAAACUUUUUUUCCCACUGAGGGAGAAAAACUAGCAUAUUUAUGCUUGCAGAGAUAAAGAUGACCAAUGUCUGGGUAGUGUCUCAAAUGCCAGAGGAGGAAGCCAAGCAGGAUGUCUUUAAGACCAAAGGGCCUUCUGCACAUCUUCUAUACUUCUGCCCUACCCAGUGUUGAACUGCAGCUCUGCCUCCAAAGACCAUAUGACUUCUCAGUGGAGCUUUGAAGGCAGAGCCAGCCAUUUAAAGCUGGAACCAGGUAGGCUGAGCCUGCAGUUUGGUGCUGGGCCUUUGGAGGGAGCACACAGUUUUACAACUGGACCCAAUCAGGCCCAGUUCAGCAUCGAACUACAGGCUACACCUCCAAAAGGCAUGUAGGCUUCAGAUGUGGAGCCCACAGUUUAAAGCUGGACUCAUUCAGGGUGGAGCAGAAGUUCUUAAUGGGGAGGGGACCCAGUAAAUCAGGGCACUUCCUUUCAAGUGGGACCCAGGUUAUGCACCCUGGCUGUCCCACCCUAGAUAUGCCUCUGCAGAUGACCUUAAAGGUCAGAAUGAGAUGGCAGGAUGUCUUCUGCAGUCAUGAACCCUCCCUUUUCAUGAUGGCACUGCAAUACUUUAACCAACUUAAUGGCCUGCAACAUGCACCAGUUUUUACUACUUUGAUUUCCCAGCGAGGGAAGCAUGGGACCAUAUUUUAAUUUCCAACACUUGGAAUUCUUAUCAGUUGACAAGAGGUCAGAAAUCUGGUAUUUUUGCUAACACACAGCACAGCUGAAUUUUCCCUCAGAAUUUUAUAGGUCUCAGCCAUGCUUUGAAAAAACAAAAGAACUGUAAUGACUCAGUUUCUUGUCAGUCCUCUUCUAGAACAAAGAUUACAUGAUCUUAGGACAAGUCUUCAAAUGACCAAUUCCUUAAAACUGUUCAUUAAAGGGAUUGUCACUGAAUUAUAAACUCUAUCACUACAUCCCUCUCUUAAGUUGUUAUACAAUAACAAAGUAAGAUAAUAUAUAUGAAAUAAAAAUUAAUCAUACAUAUUUACAUUAUAUACAUGGUUAUCACCCAUUAAUAUAAUAAAGUACACAUCAUCCAGUAAUAAAUAUUUAUAAAUCAAUCUGGAGGUUUUGUCUAUUCAGUGGAAUGUCUUAGUUUGGGUUCAUCAUGAACUAGCAAUGUAUGUUGGCAAUCAGGAUCAACUAAGACCUUGGAUAUGCUUUUCCCCCUUUCUUUAUUCCAUGUACAAGCAGAUGGAUAUUAGAUGCAAACUUGGCCCCUAGUUCAGAUCUGGAAAGUCAGAGCUUCUCCUGUCAAAGUAAUAUUUUUAAAAUUUCAGCUUCUAAAUUCCCGUCAUCCUCUUGAGACUUUCAAUAUUAUAGAAUAGUAAAUUGUCAGCUAUGGGCAUAUUAGUUAUAAUGCAAUUUCCAUUAAAAGCUGAAAAGGGAUCAAGAGUUAUCUACGAACAGGCUGCCGCAACAUGUUAUUUACUCAAAUUACCACUACAAUCAAAAGCUUUAUUAGAUUCUUGACUAUCUUGGUAGCUCUUACAAAAAGCCUAUUUGACUGCAGAAGAUUUGGGCUAGAUGUGUUGUGCCGAAAAUCCUAGUCUUUGGCUAACUUCCUAAAUGCUGCACAGGAAAAUGUGAGGUGCUGUCACCAAAAACUACCUCUGGAAUAAAAUGCCACGCAAAUAUUCCUUUCUGGCUGGCACUCAGUGAGAUCCUGGUGGUUACUUGUCAGUGUUCAUAUUUCUAGAUAUAAAGAAUCAUAGUCUGCAACUAUUAAACUAUCCUUGGAAUUUCAUGUAGAUUAAUCAACAGCUACCUUAUAUACUCGCGUAUAAGUCUACUUUUUCAGCACAUUUCUUGUGCUGAAAAAAGCCCCCCUCAACUUAUACACGAGUGAACGGGUGGUGAGCAGGUGGGAGGAACAGGUGGCGAGCGAAAAAAGGCUGGGAGCUGAGGGUGUUUUCUGCACCUGCUCCCUGCUAUGUGGACACAAAGGCAGCUCCCAAGUAAGCCUUGGGCUGUUGCUUCGCUGCACUACAGGU
Molecule: messenger RNA, 5843 nt
Organism: Sphaerodactylus townsendi
Lineage: Eukaryota; Metazoa; Chordata; Lepidosauria; Squamata; Sphaerodactylidae
Product: angiopoietin-2-like
Exons: 9
Coding region: 2057-3580 (507 amino acids)
Biological process (GO): Tie signaling pathway
Molecular function (GO): receptor tyrosine kinase binding
Source: RefSeq, a predicted model, not a curated record